AUGUCCAAUAAUGAAAAUAACAACAACAACACUGUGAGUCAUAUGGUUGAUGAGGUGAUUAACGAAGAAUCAUCACAACAACAUGAAGAACAACAUGAAGAGGAAGAACAAACAACAAUACCUGUCUAUCGCGAAGAAACAAUAGAAUUGGAAGAUGAAAUGAUACAACAAGAAACAACAUCAUCUUCUCAUCAUGAAGAAGAAGUAAAUAAUACCUCCGAAGAUCAUUAUCAUGAAAAAAAGGAGAAAAUUAAUGAUGAAGAAACGGUUGAUGAAAAAGUUGAAAGAACAGAGCCAAUUGCCGAACCAUCAGUUGAUAAUAUUAGAGUUUCAAUUGAAAAGAGUGAUAUUAGUAGUAGUGUUGUGGGAGGUGCUGGAGAUCCAAAACCUAUCAGGGUAUUAAUUCCAUUGAUUGCAGCAAUUUUGAAUUUCGUUUAUGCGGUUAUCUUUUUAAUCUUGUCAUUUGUUGAAAUCAAGUUGACUAUUGAUUUUGUGCAAGAUUAUCAUGCAAAGUAUGAUAAGAAUGAGGAUUAUUAUGAAGAUAACGGAUAUUUGGAAGAUGAUCAAGUGAGUCUUUUUAGUGGAAUUAGUGUUUUUUGUUUGGUAAUUGCUGCAUUGAUGAGUUUGUUUGGAGCUACUUGUGGUUUAAUAUCAUGCAUAAUGAUCAUAAGGAAAGAAUUCUUCUUUGGUCUCUUGAAAACUCACAAGAAUUAUAUCAACACUAUUCUAGUAUUGGCUUGUAUGUGGUUGUUUACAAGUAUUGUUUCACUUGUUCCAUUCAGUGGAAUUUAUUUGGUUUUGGAUUUUGCUGUUCAAUUUGGAACUCAUAUCGGAUUUGACUGGUGGGCUCUUGUUGUUGUCUUGAUUGGUGCUAUCUUUGUUGGUUUUGCAGGUCUCUUAUUGAAGAGAAUAUGGGAAUUUAGAGCUGUCUAUGUUCAAUUCGGUACUUUGUAA
Molecule: messenger RNA, 954 nt
Organism: Naegleria gruberi
Lineage: Eukaryota; Heterolobosea; Eutetramitea; Acrasida; Naegleriidae
Exons: 1
Coding region: 1-954 (317 amino acids)
Source: RefSeq, a predicted model, not a curated record